Plasmodium inui San Antonio 1 is the source of this 408-nucleotide messenger RNA. RefSeq lists its product as hypothetical. The transcript is spliced from 3 exons. The record is from RefSeq and is a predicted model, not a curated record. Bases 1 to 408 code for a protein of 135 amino acids. Lineage: Eukaryota; Apicomplexa; Aconoidasida; Haemosporida; Plasmodiidae.
AUGGAUGACGAUACCAAGGAUGAUAGCAACCUUAAUAAUUUCGUAUCCCAAUUGAAUACCUUAAACAAGCGUUUCGUCAUAAAGUGCUUCAUAACGGAACCAUCCUUGAGCCAUUAUCUCUUUACCGUGUCCUCCUUCCCCCCUUCUGAGCAGCUGAUAAGUUCCUUCAAGGAGACCUGCAAGAUAUCGUCCUACUGCUUCGAUAAAUGCGUGAGCUACCCGGAAAAAAGCCUGAGCAACACGAACAAGAAGUGCAUCUGGAAUUGCACACAGAGAUACGUAGAGUGUGACUACUUCAUAAAAAAUCGAUCGAAAGAUAACUCGGAGCUUUCAAAGGUGAACAUUCUGGACGGGGUAAAGAAUUCCACGAUGUUGACGAAAGGGAAGGAUAAAUCUACCUCAUUAUAA